This is a messenger RNA of Physella acuta, 2606 nucleotides long. Its product is annotated as cytosolic phospholipase A2. Gene Ontology annotation, molecular function: calcium ion binding; calcium-dependent phospholipid binding. Gene Ontology annotation, biological process: glycerophospholipid catabolic process. Gene Ontology annotation, cellular component: cytosol. NCBI's taxonomy places the organism in Eukaryota, Metazoa, Mollusca, Gastropoda, Physidae. The record is from RefSeq and is a predicted model, not a curated record.
AUGGAAUUGGAUACACCUGACCCCUACGUCAUUCUCAAACUGGACAACUCACCAUGCGCGUGGCGGAAGACGACGGUCAAGGACAAUGACGUCAACCCUGAAUGGAACGAAGAGUUCACCUUCUGGCUUGACCCUGAACAGAACCACGUGCUGAAGUUGUCCCUCAUGGACGGCAACUACACGAUUGACGAGCACCUGGCCACUGAACAACUGCCACUCUCGCCCCUCCCCAUGGGCACAACACUCAAGGAAACCAUCACAUUUAACAAGAUUUCAGAAAUCGACAUAGAAGUUCGGGCUGAAAUGAACCGAGAUGCAGACCUGAGGUACAGUCUGGCACUGUCUAGAGAGGAGAAGUCGUUUACUCUGGAGAGGAAGAGGCACGUACAGAAAGCCAUGAAGGAACACUUUGGUUUCGGGGCUCCCAAGUUUUCGAAUGAGGUGCCUGUUAUAGGGGUCAUCGGGUCAGGGGGAGGGUUUCGAGCCAUGGUGGCCUACAGUGGAGCUAUGGCCGCCCUGUCAGAGAUGGGGAUCCUGGACAUGACGACUUUUGUUGGGGGCUUGUCAGGAUCUGCUUGGUACCUGGCCCAACUGUACGCCCACCCUGAGUGGCCCAACAUCUCCCCGGGCAAGCAGCGGGAGGAGAUCAAGCACUACAUCGACCACAGCUUUCUCUGGCUCCUCAAGACACACGGGGUCAAGUUCGCCAAGGCCGUCUGGGAGAAGCGGAGCAGGGGCGAGCCGGUGUCUUUCACUGACCUCUUCGGUCAUUUGGUGGGAACCACGUUGUUAAAACACAACUAUGACGUCAAACUCAGUGACCAGCGUGAGGUUCUAAAAGGGGGCCGGGUGCCCCUGCCUCUGUACGCCGGGCUACACGUGAAGAAGACUGUGAGCGCCAAGCUUUUUCAUGAAUGGAUGGAGUUCUCUCCCUAUGAGGUGGGUCUGCCAAAGUACGGGACUUUCCUGGACAGCCAGCUGCUGGCUUGUAAGUUCUUCAUGGGCUGCAUCGUCAAGCGCUUUCCUGAACCGCCGUUACAUUAUCUGUUGGGUAUUUGGGGCAGCGCAUUCUGUGUACAACUCAAAACUCUAAUGAGCAGUGAGCAAAGACAAGAAAGCCAGGAAGAUUUUGUAACGGCAAUUAGUCAAGAUCUGCAGCAAAGCGAUCUAGUGGAAAGUGAUUGUAGCGAGGAUGAAGAUGAUAAGGGGAAUACCACACUGUCAGGCAGCCCUCAAACCCAACCACAGAAAACGACAAAGUCCAUACAAACCUCCUUGUUAGACUUUAUGAAGUCGGCAGUGCUUGAAUCUAGUUUACUGCAGAGCAUCCACCUACGGGCUGCCCGCAUCUUCAACUUUAUGAGAGGUCUCUCCUACAGCAACGUCUACCCCUUCUCACCCUUCAAGAAAACUAGAGAGGAAGAGGUGGAGCAGAAUAAAGAACUGUUUGAAGAUAUCUUUGAGCUGCACCCCACUAAUCUGAAGAAGCUCUAUCUGGUGGACAGUGGGCUGACCUUCAACUCCCCCUACCCCCUGGUGCUCCGCCCCCAGAGGGAGGUGGAUCUCAUUCUUUCCUUUGACUUCAGCGCCCGACCAACGGACGACGCACCGGGUUUUAAGGACCUGGUUCUAGCCGCUAAAUGGGCCAAGUUAAACAAAGUUCCCUUCCCACCCAUCGACCCCAACGUGGCCGAGAAAGAAGGUCUGAAGGAGUGCUACGUCUUCAAGCACCCCUGGGAUCCACUCUGUCCCAUUGUUGUACAUUUCCGUCUGGCGAACAUCAACUUUAGACGGGAACUCCGGCCAGGUGUCCCCCGGACAACUCAGGAAGAAUUGGACUUCGCUAAUUUCAGCCUGUUUGACGACCCGGCCAAACCUUACUCAACGUUCAACUUCACCUACACCCACCAGGAGUUUGACCGUCUCUCUAAGCUCAUGGAGUUCAACACCCUGCUCUCGAAAGACAUCAUCUUCGACAACAUCCGCACCUGCAUCAAACGACGGAAGAGAUUCAGCAUCCGCCGGCCGUGCAAGAAGCGAGACGUGUCCACGCUGAGCUUGAGCAUCGAGGCGCAUUCACAGCUACUGGCUUUCAUCGCCAAGUCAGAGAGUGGAGGGGUUUAUGAAGAGGCGGAUAAGAAAGAUGAAACCGAUUCUGUGCCUGCUGUGGUUAUAAAAGACCGACGCAUAAGUAUGCCGAUUCACGGAGACAAACGUAAAAGGUACGGGGCGAGUAAGCAGUUUCUGGAGUACACGGCAAAGUAUAAAGGGCAGGUGGUGUAUGAAGAAAGUGAGGACACAGAUACAGGCGACGACACGGAUUCCUCUAAAAAAUCUGGUGGGGCCAAAGACAAGACAAAGCGUUUAGACCCAAGCACGCUAUCUGCUGGUACCAAUAUGCCGGGUACCACAGACUCAGCUGAACAAACUCAGCCAGAAAAGUUGGAUGAUUCCCAAGUUUACAGUAGUCAGAAACAUGAUUUAGCUCAAGAUGAUGUGACCUUCGGCCUUAAUGAGAUUAAAAAUAUUUUAUCAAUGGGUGCAAGUGAAGCUCUAAGCGACCCACUUGACUUAUCUGACCAAGAAAUUUGAAAGAGAUAUGGAAU